CACACACACUCGCCUCACCGGUAGUUGACUGCGCGCGCGCGUCGGAAGCGGCUGUAUGAAAUCAUCGCCUGUGGUAGACAAAACUGCAAAGCACGGUGUGACGAUUAGAAGAAACGUCUGGUGCUGCUGCUGCUGGUGAAGAAUAAACCGGACAGCUCCUUCCCGUUCCCUGUCCGUGUGGAUAAUCAGCUGCUGGCCAGUGAUGUCAGGUGCGUGGAGACCGGAUGAAAGCAGAAUUCCAGCGGCUACAGAUGUGAUGGUCACGUUCUUCAUUUAUUCCGACUGAGCGAUAUGUUUGUAGUGAUGUCAUUUUAACUCCGAGACAUUAAAUGUGCUAGUAUAUGUAAGCUACACAGCCUACUUGACGCUCACGAGCUCGCAAAGGAAACCUGUUUUUCACUCAUCAGUUUUGUUUACUGAUGUGAACUUGGAUAACUUGUAAGCAACCGGGGAGCUUAGAUUUAGUCGUGGCGCGCGCCGUUCUCUGUAUCUUUUUGGCUCAAUUUAUAAUCAUAUCCCAAAGCUUUAUUUAUUUAUUUAUUUAUUUAUUUAUUUUUUAAAACAAAACAAAACAAAAAAAAAAACAUUGAUGAUCUAAUUCUGCUUAGAUGAUAUUAGAUGGCAUGUUUAGAUUAGAUUGUAUAGAUGCAGAUAUCAUGUAGUAAGACUCAGUUGUGAGUGAUGAGGUUGGAGGAGAAACAUCUGGACGUGUGUGCGCUGAUGUUGGGCUGAAAGCAGAGCACCAGAUUCCUGCUGAAAGCUGAACUGAGGGAAGAAGAGGAGCAGCAUGUCCAAAGCCCUGAAGAGGAAGAAGCACUGGUCGGCCAAAGUGCACGAGUGCGCCGUGUCGUGGGGAGGCGCGGGCGAGUUCGGCUCCGUGGUCGAGCUGCUUGGAGGAGCUGAACAUGGCCUCUUCCCCUUCCUCGGACACAUGGACCUCGACGCGCUCGUGUGUCACGUUGGCUCGCUGCCGUACUACGGGGACGUGCUGCUGGAGGUGAACGGCACGCCCGUGAGUGGCCUCACCAACCGAGACACGCACGCCGUGAUCCGCCACUUCAGAGAGCCCAUCCGCAUAAAGACCGUCAAACCAGGCAAAGUGCUAAACACAGACUUGAGGCAUUACCUCAGCUUGCAGUUCCAGAAGGGUUCACUGGACCACAAAUUGCAGCAAGUCAUCCGGGACAACCUUUACCUGCGUACUAUACCAUGUACAACCCGUCUGCCCAGAGAGGGGGAGGUUCCUGGAGUGGACUACAACUUCAUCAGUGUAAGUGACUUCAGGAUCUUGGAGGAAAGUGGUUUACUCCUGGAGAGUGGAAUUUAUGACGGAAACUACUAUGGCACACCGAAACCCCCUGCAGAGCCUAACUUGGUUCAGCCUGAUCUGGUCGAUCAGGUGUUGUUUGAGGAAGAAUUUGGCACAGAAGUCCAACGCAAGCGCACCACCUCCGUCAGCAAGAUGGACCGCAAUGACAGUGUUGUCCCUGAGGAGGAGGACGAUGAGGAGCGGCCAACGCUGCCAAACGGCCUUCCAGAGGGAAGUGAGGAGUGGAGGAGGCCGGUGCCCAGCUACACUCAGUCUAACAGCAGCAGCAGUGUCACUCGUGGAGGUGGCAGCAGCAGUAGCGAUCUUGUUCGCACCUGGAGUUCUCUCUCCAGAGACGACAGCCUCGAACCCCUACCAUACAACUGGGAGAUGGCCUACACUGAAACGGGCAUGGUCUACUUUAUUGAUCAUAACACAAAAUCUACCACAUGGCUGGACCCUCGUCUUGUCAAGAAAGCUAAACCACCUGAAAAGUGUGAGGAUGGAGAGCUUCCAUACGGCUGGGAGGAGAUUGAGGACGCACAAUACGGCACAUACUAUGUUGAUCACAUAAACCAAAAAACCCAAUUUGAGAAUCCGGUUGUAGAAGCAAAGAAGAAACUUGCGCAGGAGGCUGCAGCUGCAGCACAGUGCCAAAAGGGGGCAGCAUCUGCUCCAGGUGGUGAAGGGGGAACUCCAGGUUUCACUCGUGAUCCUACUCAGUUGAAGGGCGAGUUAUAUCAUACAGCUUUGAAAAAGAGUGCUCAGGGCUUUGGUUUCACCAUCAUUGGUGGAGACCGACCUGAUGAGUUCCUGCAGGUGAAGAAUGUCCUGGCAGAUGGACCAGCUGCACAAGACAAUAAGAUGGCCUCUGGUGAUGUAAUAGUGGAGAUCAAUGGCACACUGGUACUGGGUAAAACCCACAAUGACGUGGUGCAGAUGUUCCAGUGCAUCCCCAUCAGCCAGUAUGUAGAUAUGGUCCUUUGUCGUGGCUAUUCCUUGCCCCCAGAUGUGCAGGUGGACAAUGAAGACCUUCCCCCUCCUCCACCUCCUCCUCCCUUGGCUGGUGAAGUGGUAACAGCUGUACCCCUCAUCAAUGGGCAGCCGCUGCUAGUGAAGGGUGAUGCUUUGCAUGCUUCCUCCCAGGAGCUCCACUACCUCACUACCGAUGCCAGUGGACGUCCUAUUGUGGCAGCGCUACCCAGCAUUCCCACUGGUGCCGACGAGAGGCCUGAGGGUGGAAUGCUGCAACCGGAGCUGGUCACUGUGCCCUUAGUGAAAGGCCCGGGCGGGUUUGGAUUUGCUAUUGCUGACAGUCCGCUGGGCCAGAAGGUGAAGAUGAUCCUGGAUGCACAGUGGUGCCGUGGCCUGCUCAAGGGUGACGUCAUCAAGGAGAUCAACAGGCAGAAUGUGCAGGCAUUGAGCCAUGCACAGGUGGUGGACAUACUAAAGGAGCUGCCUGUGGGAAGUGAGGUCAACCUGCUAGUGCUGCGAGGAGGUCAGACUUCACCAGUAAAAAGUCUUAGACCUAGACAGGAAAUUAGUGCCAGUCUAGAGACUUUGGACCAGUGCCAUGAUGUUGGAGCCCCCCAAGCGCUCACUUAUUAUUCAAGCACGUUGCCCAGUAGCUCUCCAAGACGAGACAUCACCCUCCGCCAGAGCAAGCCCAAAAGCACUGCACAGGAGUCUGGACAGAGAGCAGUGCCUCAGUAUAAAGAGCUGGAUGUGUUUAUAAAGAGAGAUCAAGAGACGGGAUUUGGCUUCCGUGUGCUCGGAGGAGAAGGCCCUGAACAGCCAGUUUACAUAGGCGCCAUCAUUCAACAGGGAGCAGCAGAGAAAGAUGGUCGUCUACGGGCAGGGGAUGAGCUGAUGGCUAUCGAUGGCAUCAUGGUAAGGGGCAAAUCCCACAAGCAAGUGUUGGAUCUCAUGACCAAUGCAGCUCGCAAUGGACAGGUGCUGCUGACUGUGCGCCGAAAGGUCAUCUACAGGGAUGUGUCUGAUGAUGAUGGGGCACGGAACCUGGCUCCAGUUGUAAUGAAUGGUUCUCCAAAAACCCCACAUAUUCAAGUCCCAAGUGUCUUGGACCAUGAAAUAAUGGAUAUUACUCUCCAUCGCAAAGAUAAUGAAGGCUUUGGCUUUGUCAUUCUCACUUCCAAAAGCAAACCCCCACCUGGAGUGAUCCCUCAUAAGAUUGGUCGCAUCAUCGAGGGCAGUCCGGCUGAUAGAUGUGGUCUGUUAAGUGUGGGUGACCGUAUCUCUGCUGUUAAUGGCCGGUCCAUCAUCGAGCUUUCUCACAGCGACAUUGUGCAGCUUAUUAAAGAUGCCGGUAAUGCUGUCACACUCUCUGUAGUUCCUGAGGAUGAAUACCAAGGCCCACCCUCGGCAGCCAGCUCAGCCAAACAGAGCCCAGCACUGCAGCACAGAACAAUGAAAUCCAGCACACAGGAGGAUAGGUAUAAUCUAGAUCUGGAGGAGAUCAGAGAUGAGUUGGUCUGGGCCGAAUAUAAAAUGAUUACCGAUUGCGAAAAAGAAACACUGUGUGUUACAAGCUCCAAACAGGGUUGUAUUCUUGUUGAGUUGGAGCGUGGUCCACGUGGUUUUGGCUUCAGUCUGAGAGGAGGAACGGAGUAUAGCAUGGGCCUCUACAUCCUGCGACUGGCUGAGGAUGGCCCUGCGCUUCAGGAUGGCAGGAUUCAGGUUGGAGAUCAGAUUGUAGAAAUCAAUGGUGAGCCUACGCAGGGUAUCAGUCACACCAGAGCCAUCGAACUUAUCCAGGCUGGAGGAAACAAAGUACUGCUACUCCUGAGACCUGGACAGGGGCUUGCGACUGACACCAGCCCUGAAGCACCAGAUCCAGUAGUCUCUUCAUCUCUGAGCACUCCAGAUGAUGUUUUCCUUACAAAGCAGCUGCCAUAUGAAGCUUCAGCCUUUCCAUUAUGCUCACCUCUUGUUCAACCUUCCUCACCCUCAUCAUCCUUAGGGAUGAGAGAGGAUAGAGGUAGAAGGAGGAAUCCCUCUGCCCUCUCUCCAAAUCUUGCCAAGUCCAGGUCCAGUCUUUCUCCUCGUCCAAAAGGCAACAGCAAAAACCAGUGCACUAAACCUCAAGUCUCUGUUUCUCCCUCAACCUUGGAACAAGUAUGUGACAAGAGAAGUAGAUCUAUAGAGUUCAGUAUUGACUCUACAAGUACAGAAAAGAAACAUAAUGGUCCAUUUAAAACCAAAGAUGAUUCUCACAAGUCUCGUAGAUUCAAAGAGAAUCUAACACACUGCUCACAGGAUUCCACGAAGCACAAGAAGUCCAACAAACACCAACCGAGCUGCACAAAAAGUCACAAAAAGUCAAAUCAGUCAGGACAGGAAGUGUUGUCCAAUGGAGGAGGAAAUUGCUCAAAGAGUCCAUUUCGAAAGGAGGAAAAUAAUGAUAUUAGUGAGACGGUAGGAGGGGAUUGCUCAAGAGGAAGGCAGGGAACAAAGAAGAGAGAGGGCAAGAAUGGAAAGAAUGCUGAAACAAAUGGACGAGAAGAGGUGGUGGAAACUGGGGCAGUGCCAGAAGAGGUGAUGCUGGAAAGCAUGUUGGGAAGGAAAAAGCAACCACAGGACAUGGAGAAAGACCAAGACACCAGCAAAUCAAGAAUAAAAAAGAGCCAGAGGUAUCAUAAACACAAGAAAGAGGAUAAACUACAGCAAAGAAAGUGUAAAGAACUACAGAGUGAUUCAAAGAGAAAAACACAGGGUGAAGAAAGGGAUAUAGAGGAAUAUGAUAUAGUAAUACAAAAUGAGCACCAAAAUGAAUGUAAGGAAGUGCUGACCAUUAUAGAUGCACCAGAUCAAAAUGAUCACUGGACAGCACCCAGCUUUGCACGCAUUCUAACUCAUGAGGAGGUCAUGCAAGAUUUGUACGGGUAACUGCAGCAUGCAUCUCGCAUUGUAGAGGGAACCACGGCCUCUUUGCUUUCAUCAGAAUACUGCUCUGCCACUUUCACUACCAUGUUUACAAAGCUGCCGUACUCUGUCCCUACCUUCAGACAGAUACUCAUCUGAAACAGUAUACAGUGAAUUUCAUUAUGUCCCAAUUAUUCCUACAUUUUAACACACAGGAUGGGUAAAAGCAGUAAAAAUUGAGUUGCUGUUAUUCUGCUCUUAUCUCCUCCAUGCUGGGGGCAAUGUUCACUGAGGAGAGGCUUAGACUAGAGCAUCUGUUCCUUACAAAACAUCUACUGUGACUUUGUGGUCAAGUCAACAGAACCUCAGUUCUGCCCUAAUGUUCCCACAUUUACAGCUUUGAAAAAUGUGGAUUCUCGUCUGUCCAUCACAAUGCAGUUCAUUCAUAUGCAAGGAAAGGGACCAUACAUCCCUGCCAAUCACCAAAAUAAUGAACAUGACUUUUAUGCUUUGAGUUUUAUUAUAUGUCCUCAAGUCAUAUAGUCCCUAAUGCGAAUAUUGCCUCUAUUACUGCAUGCAAAAUCUGACCUUUAUCCCUCAACUUGCUUUUGUUGCAUGCUUUUGAAAUAUGAGUUUCAACCACACUUUUAACAAAGAACUUUAUAUAGAGGUUUGAGGCUGAAUUCUGCAGCAACUAGCUUUAAGGAAUUUUGUAGACUGUUCUCUGACACUGACAUGCCUAAAUUCUUGAUCUUCAAAUCAUAUUAUUAUUGCAAAAGACCAGAAACUUGUGCUUCUUUGCUAUUUCUAUGAAACCUCCGUUAAUUGUGUAUAAGCAUAGAGACAUGUAGCCAUAUCAAUUCACUGAACGUGAUGCGUACAGUUACGUAAAGUAAGCACUGCGGUAGCUUUUACUUGGUAGCAACUAUUUUGACCCACCACAAAACUAAUGGUACAUGCAGAAGUGUCUUCAAAUGUCUUGUGAUACUGAGUGUCUCAUUUCUUUGACUUUUUCUGAGUGUCCGUCUUCAAACCAAAUGUAAAUGCAGGCAGUUCUGCCUCUGAACUGAUGAAAGAAUACCAUAAGAAUAUAAUAUAUUUUUCAGAAGAUUAUUGUGUUCACAUUUCUCCAAAUCUCUCACACAUCUGUGAAUGAUAAAUGGUUCAAUAUAUCAAAAUACCAGUCUAUGGUAAGGUUAAUAUUUCUCAAAAUAGGAAUAUUGCAGUUAUUGUGUCCACUGAUUUAUCAUUUUCAUAAAUCUGUAUUCACUUUCACUCAUAAGAAAAAUGUUGUGUAGCAUCAUUAAGGGCUGAUUUAUGAUGGAUUGAUGGACUCAUAAAGGUACAUGCUUCAUCAAAACCAAAGGAUUGGUGAACAUUCUGUGUGUGUGUGUGUGUGUGUGUGUGUGUGUGUGUGUGUGUGUGUGUGUGUGUGUAUAUGUGUGUGUGUAUGUGUGUGUGUGUGCGCGUGCGCGCGCGCGUGUGCUGUGUGUAUGCCAUGUUUCACCUCAGGUUGUGAACAGAUAUAGAUUAGCUAAUGGUCUUGUGUGAUAGCUUUGAUGUAUUGAAGCCAUUCAGUAGCACCAUACGCUUUUCAGGCUGCUCUGAUCUGGAACAAAUGAUGAAUCAUUGGGCACAUCCAGAAAGCACACAGUUCCUUUAUUCUUUUAUCAGUGACAAAUGAUCAAGAGUUGUGGUGAGAUACAAACAGGGCUGCCACCACUUUGUCAGGAACAUCCAGCUGAAUUCCAGUUUGAUUGAAAAUGGAUACUAAAGAAAAAUGCCCUAAAGUUUUCAGCACCGUGCCAUUACGUAUGUACAACCCAGAUCUGUUAGUAAUGUUAUGAAACGAAAUGGUGUCCACUUACAUCAUUUCAUCAACAGGUGAUAAAAUCUGAAUGAAUGAUUUGUCAAUGUGCCCCAAGAUGUUAAUGUUUGUAUAUUGUACAGCGCCUUUAUAAAUGUGAUGUUGUGUGCAAUCUCAUAAGAAAGAAUAGAGCGCUGUAAAUUGAUGUCAUUAUUUUUGUAUUUAAAUAUUUUAAAAAAUAUUUAAGGUGGAUAAAAAACAAAAUAACAUACCCCUGUUCAGGUAAUGCACUGUAAAAUAAAGUCAUUUAUUCUCCAUGAAUUGUUCAUUUAGUUAGAACAUGUCAGUGUUGUUUUCUUAUAGAAUAAACCUUGUGAAAUUUG
Messenger RNA from Ictalurus punctatus (channel catfish), 7381 nucleotides. Its product is annotated as membrane-associated guanylate kinase, WW and PDZ domain-containing protein 3. The transcript is spliced from 21 exons. Bases 788 to 5215 code for a protein of 1475 amino acids. Gene Ontology annotation, biological process: signal transduction. Gene Ontology annotation, molecular function: protein binding. NCBI's taxonomy places the organism in Eukaryota, Metazoa, Chordata, Actinopteri, Siluriformes, Ictaluridae. Gene Ontology annotation, cellular component: cytoplasm. The record is from RefSeq and is a predicted model, not a curated record.